AUGGGAAAAAAGCUUGAUGCUAUUCUGGGAAGAACUUUCAAAGCCUAUAAGUUCAAAGCAGUUGCCAGUCUUGCCAUCUCUCGCAUUGCUAUAUUCAAACACCAACGCCAGGUCAGGUGCAAUCAAGCCCGCUCUGAUGUGGUUCAGCUUCUUGAACAAGGUCACCAUGAUCGUGCUCUUCUUCGAGUCGAGCAUGUGAUCAAAGAUCAGAAUAUGUUGGAUGUAUAUGUGAUGACGGAAGGAUACUGCAAUUUAUUGAUAGAAAGACUCCAUCUUAUUGAACAAGAAAAGUUGGUUUCUGUUUUCAACCAAGCGUGUCCUGAAGAAUUGAGGGAGGCGAUAUCAGGUUUGCUUUAUGCUUCUACGAGAUUUGGGGAUUUCCCUGAGCUUCAAGAAAUUCGUACGACUUUCACCUCCCGUUAUGGCAAGGAAUUUGUUGCCAGUGCUGUUGAAUUGCGUAACCAUUGCAGAGUGAACCCUCAGAUGAUACAAAAGUUGUCAACCCGGCAGCCAGAGUUCGAGAGAAGAAUGAAGGUGCUCAAGGAAAUUGCUUCAGAAAACAGUAUAGUUCUGCAACUUGAAGAGAGUUCUUCCACUACCACUGAGGAAAAUUUGAAUUUCAACAAGAACCAAAACCAAGCUCAGACAGAGACGUUAACUAGUUCUGGAGGGACUAAGCUGGGUGACGAUUUGCAAAUGUUGCCUGAAGCGAUAGAAAAAGAUGGGCUCUCUGAUUCAGCGCAUGCAAGAAAAAAGUACAGGGAUGUAGCUGAUGCAGCCCAGACAGCUUUUGAGUCAGCUGCCUAUGCAGCAGCAGCUGCAAGAGCAGCUGUGGAACUCUCUCGAUCUGGUCCUCAUGAUCCUGAUAAUCAUGAUAAUCAGAAUAGUCAUAAAAGAGGAAGAAACGUGUCUCACAAAGACAAGCCCAUACAAAUUGAACCUCAAUUGAAAAAUCAGGAAAUCCACCACAAAAAUGAAGCCGUGAAUGCAAAUACUCAAGAGACUUUGAAGGUGAAUGCAAUGUCCUUGGAAGCAGAGGACCCAACCAAGUAG
Dovyalis caffra is the source of this 1053-nucleotide messenger RNA. The record is from the annotation of a GenBank genome assembly. NCBI's taxonomy places the organism in Eukaryota, Viridiplantae, Streptophyta, Magnoliopsida, Malpighiales, Salicaceae.